Megalops cyprinoides (Indo-Pacific tarpon) is the source of this 1757-nucleotide messenger RNA. It is a transcript of the gene ctdnep1a, whose product is annotated as CTD nuclear envelope phosphatase 1a. Bases 296 to 1033 code for a protein of 245 amino acids. Lineage: Eukaryota; Metazoa; Chordata; Actinopteri; Elopiformes; Megalopidae. The transcript is spliced from 8 exons. Gene Ontology annotation, molecular function: protein serine/threonine phosphatase activity. The record is from RefSeq and is a predicted model, not a curated record.
UGUUUUAAUAUUUUCAUUGAUCUGGUUCUUUUUAUUGUUUUUUAAGAAUUGAAAGUGUUUUUUGAAUGGUGUUACACUACUCACGCGUUUGCUUUGUCUCCUGCUCGGACAUAUUUGACACGACACAGUUUAUAUUGCUAGCUAGUUAAGCUAGCUAGCUACCGCUUACGAGGUUCUGGAGGGGGGUGAGGGGUCCCGGCUUGUUGGUCGGUGUCUCUGGCCUGACAAUUGAGAGUGCUGUACCCCCUCUUUGUGCCCGGUUCCUGUGUCGAUUUUUUUUUGUGUUGCUGUCGACAUGCUGAAGACCCGACAGUGUUUACUUGGGAUUCGCACUUUCCUCGGGGUGACGUCCAGAAUAUGGGGCUUCAUUUUGUACAUUCUCAGGAAGCACCUACGAACGAUAAUCCAGUACCAAACAGUGCGGUAUGACACUUUACCUCUAUCGCCCAUCUCCAGAAACAGACUCAAUGCCGUGAAGAGGAAAAUUCUUGUGCUGGAUCUGGAUGAGACGCUGAUCCACUCCCAUCAUGAUGGGGUCCUUAGACCUACAGUGCGGCCGGGGACUCCACCAGAUUUCAUUCUCAAGGUGGUAAUAGAUAAACACCCAGUCAGGUUUUUUGUACAUAAAAGACCACACGUUGACUUCUUCUUAGAAGUGGUGAGUCAGUGGUAUGAGUUGGUGGUGUUCACUGCCAGUAUGGAGAUCUAUGGUUCGGCUGUGGCAGACAAGCUGGACAACAACAGGGGUAUCCUGAAACGAAGAUACUACAGACAGCACUGUACACUGGACCUGGGUAGUUAUAUAAAAGACCUGUCGGUGGUUCACAAUGACCUUUCCAGUAUAGUUAUCCUGGACAACUCACCUGGAGCCUAUCGUAGCCACCCAGACAAUGCAAUACCUAUAAAGUCAUGGUUCAGUGACCCCAGUGACACGGCACUUCUUAAUCUGUUGCCCAUGCUUGAUGCGCUAAGGUUCACUGCAGAUGUCAGGUCCGUCCUCAGUCGAAACCUUCACCAGCAUCGACUCUGGUGAUGGGUCCAUUGCGGCUCACGCUACUUCUAGCUCAAUUUUUUAAAACGCCUUCCCCGCUGGCUGCUGGCCCCCUUUCCCAGCACUGUGUUGAGGAUGCAUCUCUCCCGUUGACUCUUGGAGAGGAGGAGUGAGGAGAAGGGAAAGGACAAAGGUGAAGAUGGGGUGAGGGCAAUAGGGGAAACUGGAAACAAGUGGAGAGGCCAGUGUUUUUUUUUUCCCUUCAAAAUGGAAUCUCUGCCUUACGGUUCCCCAAUACUGAUCCUGAGUGUGUGAGUUGGAUACAUCUGUACAUGUGUGGGAGUACACCUGCAAUGUUUUUCGCUUUUCAGUAAAACAUUUUUAACUGUCAUCAAACAAAGUGAGAGAAGGCAAACCAGGAAGCCAGCCCCUGCCUCACGCCCUUUUUUCUCCAGAAACUCUAACCCCUUUUGUUUGCUUUCUGAUACUUCCUCUCAGUUCAGAGGUGUUUUAGCGGUGUCUUUUGCUCCCUCAAGCCCACCCUCUCUCUUGCUAUCUCUGUAUCCUCCCUUUUUCCAUUUUGAGUGGACGCUCCUACCCUCACAGCCCUCAGCAAACUGUCGGUGGAUUUUGAUUCACUUGAAUAACAUGAAGAGCCAUAGAGCAGCUGGAUGUGAUGAGCUGAAGCAGAACUGUGGCUAAGAAGCGGAGAUGCGGGGUCUGCUGAAGGCAGUACCCAUCAGAUUUUGGAAUAUAUUGAUUUUAU